CAGCAUUUCGCUUGUGUGUGUACGAUGAACAACAACGUGGAGAGCAACACCACCACCACCAACGUCGUCGGCACCCGGCACAAGAAGUUUAGCAUCAAGCGAUGGGUCAAGAAGACAUGGGCCAAGCAGAAGCAGCAGCAGCGACGAAGCGCAGACGCCAACCAAUUGAAGCGAACGCAGCGCCAGAAAGGCACGAAGAAGUCGGAUGAAGAAGCCAUCGGUGGCAGUGGCCCCGAGGUUGCCGAUAGGUCGCAUCCGUUGCGAAACGACAACAAUAGUCAUGACGAGGGUACUUCGAUGCACGACGACGACUUGAACCCCCACGACAAUAAUCAAAUGGACGUGGUACAACGCCAGAUCUCCCACGCAGGACCUUACACCGAGUCGAUUACGAUUGAGAAUCCUCUUUGCACCAAUAAGACAUCCCAGUACAGCUGUGACAAACCAUCAGCAGCACCACAGCACCAUCACGAGGUGGAUGCUGCUCCAACCGAUGUCACAUUCCAGCGUGAACGCAUCGUCCGUGGCUCGAGUAUUACCACCAACCACAGCCGCCCCAUACCAUCGCGACAAGCUCUUGUGAGCCAAAUCAACCACCUUCCCGUCGACCCGCGGGACUUUUUACGUGGCAUCCAACGGCCACAACAAGGCAACCAUACGCGCGUUGAAGUGUUGGCCAAACACUUGAGUCCCCAGUUUACGGGGCCGAUUGCAAAGGUGCUGGGAGCGAUGCAGAUCGACGACGACGACGACGACAGUAGUAGCAGUAGUAGCGGCGACGCCGACGCGUGGAAGUAACAACGUGCGUGUGGUUUUGCUUUUGAUAAUUUACACUGGUACAAACUACGUACGUACGUGGUCGUCGGUCAUGGCGAGUCGCGUCCUGUAUCUCAGACGAUAAUGGCGCUCCAAUCGGAUGCCGGUCGAGGCGUGACCGCCUCGGGCGGGCUUGUUCGCUGCGGGGAACCUCGGACAGCUCGAUAAACCAUGCGCGGGUCCAUCAACGCGGGGUUGCCAAAUAUGUCGUGGGUGUUGGCGUACUUGAGCAGGUCGUCGCGUGUGAACCGCGCGUCCAGCUUGUCGUGCGAGUACGUGUACGACCCCCCCUUCUCUGACAGCUUGGGGGCCACAGACCGCCAUCCGCCGUGGUUGAACUGCUGCAGGACUUUGGUGCGGAAACUCACGUCCUUUGCAGGCGAGAGCAGCCGCGAUUGGGUUUUCUCGACGACUUGGGGCGUCACAUAGGACGAUGAUGGGGACGAAGCGUUGCUGGUGAGAUGGCCCAUCGCCGUGUUCAAGAUGUCGUCCAUGCCCACGUCGCGGCACGCAACACCAGGACGCGACGGCGUGUACUGGGUCUGCUCGGGCGACGGUACGUCGUCGCACACGGUGUCUUGGAUGAACGACGCCAUGGACUCGUCGGAUUUGGCCUCGACGGGCGAGUUGGCGUUCAUGAUGGUUGAAAUGAGCGCCGCGUUUGUUCGUCGCUUCUUUGGAGACGUCGAGCUGGAACCGCCUGUGAUGGCAUGCCACGGUCGCUUACCAGGCGACUCGAGCGACCAGUUGCACCCGUGCGAAGUACUUAGUUGGGUGGUGGUGGUGGUGGCGGCAGUGGGUGGUGGUGGUGUGCCCACGAGGUUGAGGAUAUCCAUGAGGGAUGACGACGUCAUGGGCGAUCCGUUGAGCUUGUCGUUGAUGGAAUCCAAUUGAAGCUGGUUCUUGGUCUUGGGGGGAGAAAUGCCGAGUGGGGGCGACUGGCUUUGUUCAUACUUGAUCAUAGCAGGCAAACCUGUUUGUAGGGCAGAGCCCGGGACGACGGGGGACGCCGACUUGUGGAUGGGUUUGAUCUGUGUGGGGGUGGGGGCGGCAGCUGGACGCGAUGGCUUGGACGUCGGCACCCCCUCUGCAACGCAUGUCUGCUUUCUGUCGUUGUCCGCGGCUACUUUAGAGCUGUUUUGUUUCGUUGGCGUAGUAGAGGCUUCUUCUGGGGUUGGUUUUACGUGGGGCGUGGAAGGGGGCGACCGCUUCGCGGGCGAUGCGAGGGCUUCCUUCUUGGGGGAUUGGUUACGUGUCGCAGGGUCGGGAUGGUGCUUUUUCACCACUGCAGACGACAGUUUGGUGGACAAGUUCUUCAAGUACAGCGCGCUCGUGGACGUGAUGACCGUGUCGCAGGAAUCCUGCUUGAACUUGGACGGCGACUUGGCUUUAGUCGGCGUCUUGGGUUUCGACGACUUGGUCGCCGGGAUUUUGGAAGGGGGGGUCGAAGUCUUUCUAGGUGCCUUGGCCAAUACGUGGUCGACACAGGGAGACGCCGCAGCACGAGAGCUUGCUUUGGAUGUUCGCGGCGAGGCUUUCGCGUGAACGCUGGCAGCUCUGGGUGACUUUGAAGGCGAUGCUUGUUCCAUCUUCAACUUGGUUUGGGGGGACUUUCGUUUUGAAGGGGUCGUGGUUGGCGUGGAUGCUUUUACAUUCCGCGGCGAUGUACGUGUGGGGGUGCUCGCAGCGGCGUCGGACGGAAGUUUGCGCGGCGUGGAUGGCCGUUUUGGGGACUUCGCUUUCGACGGACUUGAUUUGGAUCGAGGGGUCGCCGGGGACUUCAUGUGGACUUCGUCUAACGACAACCGCACAGAAAUCGAUCGCGUGAUGCGAAGGGAAGGGCUGGAUGGAGCAGCAGCUUCUGUCGUGUCGACCACUUCAGUACUUGACGGGAUUACCUCACCUGCGACGGAAUCGACUUUGACUGGUGCUGUUGAUGCAGUAUGCGCCUUGACGGAUUCAACAACGAGUGCCUCUUGUGACGUGACAGUACCCACUGCAUGGACGACCAGCUCGGACUUGGUAGGCAUGUGCUCGUCGGAGAUUUCUUCGACUGAAGGUGAUCCAUCAACCGAACCUGUUGCGGGACUGGUCUUGUGUCGCUUGACUGGGGAAUCUUUUCGCGGCGACACAACUUGCUUUCGUUUGACAUUGGUGACAAUAGGUGCAAGGUACGCUUCGACGGCGUCGAUGGUGGACUCGAACAGGUUGACGCUUGGUAGCAGUUCGUCCAGGUCGAGGUUGGGCAUGACAUACCAUGGGGACUUUCCUUGACGAUGAAGAAGUUUCCAUCCCAAGGUCAUUCGCAUGUGGUCCCACAGGAAGGGCUGGAUGUGUUCAAAUGCUGUCGUGUUAUGCAGCGCGAAGGUCACGGCUUCACCUUUCGUGCCAAACGCCGUCGCGUUCUUCUGGAACGCAUCGACAGAGUCGAUGUCAGGGCUGAUGUAGCAGUACUUGGUCGCACUGAGCUCCAUCUCUUCCCAUCCUUGGAGCUCCAGGCCCUUCCAUGCCGCGUCGGCCCAUGCUUCGUCCAUUUUGGUCGAG
Molecule: messenger RNA, 3360 nt
Organism: Aphanomyces astaci
Lineage: Eukaryota; Oomycota; Saprolegniomycetes; Saprolegniales; Verrucalvaceae
Exons: 5
Coding region: 25-798 (257 amino acids)
Source: RefSeq, a predicted model, not a curated record